UGUGGCGGUGUAACUGUUGCUGUAAUUGUGUGUUUUAGGGAGUUAUGUGGAGGAUUCUCCUGAUGGUCAGUGAAUGUGGCGGUGUAACUGUUGCUGUAAUUGUGUGUUUUAGGGAGUUAUGUGGAGGAUUUUCCUGAUGGUCAGUCUGCUCUGCUGGAGCGCUGACGGACAAAGAGUGACCUGCAGAGACCACAACAACGGAGAAGUGGACUGGUACAUCAUCUACAAGGCACCCAAACUGAAAGACAUCAAAACUGACGGUUUAGAAUAUAUUUACAUUGAUUCAAAAGGGAAGAAGAAGGAGACGUCUAAAGAUCACAAUAAGCUCAUCAACGCUGCUGACGGUGUCCUGGCAAACACCCUGCGACCCAUUUUAAAACCAAUCAAAUCAAUGACAGACAACUUUGGAUUCAUCACCUACAACGAUCAACCUCCAGGAUGUAAUGCUUUUGCUACAUUUGGCCACAGUAAAGGAGUUGUGAUGAUGGAUAAAACCACCACAGGAGUCUGGCUCUCACACAGCACACCACAGUUCCCUUUCAAAAGAGAUCAAAAUAAGUUCUACCCAACCAGCGGAGCAAAACAUGCUCAGACGUUUAUCUGUGUAACAUUCAACUACAAGGAGUUCAAAGACAUAGGUCAACACCUGCUGGACAUCGCAGCUUUCCCGUUUGAUCAUCAUAUUCCAACUGGCUUCCAUGAACAGCUUAUAAAGGUUACAGAGAAAGACUUGAAGGAAAAUCCACCAGGAGGGAAAAUCUCGGACCUGACAUCACCAGGACAACAAGCAUUUGUUACCUUUGCUAAAAAACUGUAUGAAGGUGAAAUUUUUACUGUGGAACCACGGUUCGAUGGAGAUCUUUACCUCACUAUUGCAGAGCAUUACCAGACUAAUGUGAGAGUCCAGACCUGGGGCUGCCAGGAUGGCCGUGAACGUUCCUACUGCGGCAAGAAUCGUAAAGUGAUCAAUAUUGAAUCUGUAAAACCUAAUCUGGGUAACAGGGAGGUUAAGUGGAAGGCUAGUAAUGAUCAUUCCAAGUGGUGUGUAGCUGAAGAUAAUAAUAAUGAUUUGAUCUGUAUCGCUGAUGUAAACAGAGCAGUCACCCAAUACAAAAGGCCGGGGGGGGCACUGUGCUUUAGACAUAAAGAGGCAAGUAAACUAUUUGAAGAUGUUAUUGAUAAAACUGAGCUUUGCCCAAGUCCUACCACCACCAGUGCUGGCUCAAAGCGUACCCACUCGUCCUCUAGCACUUCUGACACUAGCGCUGCCUGUGACAGUGACUCUGAUUAAUGAUCGAUAAGAUAAAUACGCCUCUCCUCGCCGUCUACAAGUCCUGUUUUUUUUUUCUGGUGUUUGGGUCUGAGUGUGCUUCGGUUUUUCACUUUCAAAUUAUUAUUAAUUGACAUAUAUUUCUGAAUCCAUAGUUAAAUACAAAAGAGGGCUGACAGAAAUAUAAAUUACUUCUAAAAAUGUAUAAUCCCUACCAAUUGUCACUGUUGAUAGAUAAUAAGUAGUUUGAACGUUUCUAACUUAAGUCAGAGUUUGUGUUUAACAUUUUAAGGGUUGCCCUAGCUGAAAUAGGUCUAACGAUGUCAUGAGUUACAACUUCAAUCUUACAGCUCGCCCUCAGUAGAUGUAAAGUCCUCCGUAUAAUAGCGGUUGUCAUGGCGCGUGGUUUUGUCAGGUAAAGAGGAAGAUGAGGAGGAGCGAGCGGCUGUUUUCUGUUCUCCGGAUAGAUUCCACUCAUAAGAUAUCUUUAAUAAUUGUGAUUAAUACUCUGGCUUCUGUUUCCAGGAGCUGAGACACGUUACUGUCCUGCUGGCAGCAGACUCCUUAGAUAACCUUCUGAUUUACAGCUCCUCAUUUACAACAGUUAGCCAGUGUAGCUAUCAUUAGGUUUGUUAUGGGGGGGGGCCUAUGUUCCCACAUUUCGAAGAUUUUUCCUAAAAUGAGGCCCUAUGUUAGGGUUACAUUCCAUCUGUAGUCCAUUGCUACUGGAU
Molecule: messenger RNA, 2001 nt
Organism: Perca fluviatilis (European perch)
Lineage: Eukaryota; Metazoa; Chordata; Actinopteri; Perciformes; Percidae
Product: deoxyribonuclease-2-beta-like
Exons: 7
Coding region: 119-1291 (390 amino acids)
Biological process (GO): apoptotic DNA fragmentation
Molecular function (GO): deoxyribonuclease II activity
Source: RefSeq, a predicted model, not a curated record